Molecule: messenger RNA, 1461 nt
Organism: Didymosphaeria variabile
Lineage: Eukaryota; Fungi; Ascomycota; Dothideomycetes; Pleosporales; Didymosphaeriaceae
Gene: acl2
Product: beta subunit of ATP citrate lyase
Exons: 3
Coding region: 1-1461 (486 amino acids)
Source: RefSeq, a predicted model, not a curated record
AUGUCCGCCAAAUCGAUCCUCGAGGCCGACGGCAAAGCCAUCAUCAACUACCACCUCACCCGUGCCCCCGUCAUCAAGCCCACGCCGCUCCCUCCUUCUGCCACACACAACCCGCCCUCCAAGCUCGCAUCGCUGCACUUUGCCGCUGAUGCGGACGUGAAGGGCGUGCUCGACCAGGCUGAGGCCACCUACCCGUGGCUGCUGGCGUCGGGAGCCAAGUUCGUUGCGAAGCCGGAUCAGUUGAUCAAGAGGCGAGGCAAGAGCGGCCUGUUGGCGCUGAACAAGACCUGGGCUGAGGCCCGCGCGUGGAUCGAGGAGAGGGCCGGCAAGGUCCAGCGGGUUGAGACGGUCGAUGGUGUCCUGAGGCAAUUCUUGGUCGAGCCAUUCGUUCCUCACCCGCAAAACACAGAGUACUACAUCAACAUCAACUCGGUGCGAGAGGGUGACUGGAUCCUCUUCACCCACGAGGGUGGUGUUGAUGUCGGUGAUGUCGAUGAGAAGGCUGAGAAGCUUCUCAUCCCUGUCGACCUCAAGAACUACCCGUCCAACGAGACCAUCGCCAGCACCCUGCUGAGCAAGGUCCCCAAGGGCGUCCACAAUGUUCUCGUCGACUUCAUCUCCAGGUUAUAUGCCGUCUACGUCGACUGCCAGUUCACAUACCUCGAGAUCAACCCCUUGGUUGUCAUCCCCAACGCCGAUGCCACCUCUGCUGAGGUCCACUUCUUGGAUCUUGCUGGCAAGAUCGAUCAGACUGCCGAGUUCGAGUGCGGUGCGAAGUGGGCUGUCGCCCGCAGUGCUUCUGCUCUCGGCAUACCAGCUGCUCCUGCUAAGGAGGGCAAGACCACUGUCGAUGUCGGCCCUCCUCUUGAGUUCCCUGCUCCUUUCGGUCGUGAGAUGAGCAAGGAGGAGGCUUACAUUGCUGAGAUGGACGCGAAGACUGGUGCGUCCCUCAAGCUCACCAUCCUCAACGGUAGCGGUCGUGUAUGGACUCUCGUUGCUGGUGGUGGUGCCUCCGUCGUCUACGCCGACGCCAUCGCCUCUGCUGGUUUCGCCAGUGAGCUCGCCAACUACGGCGAGUACUCUGGUGCUCCCACGGAGACCCAGACCUUCCACUACGCCCGCACCGUCCUCGACCUCAUGCUUCGUGCUCCUCAGCACAAGGAGGGCAAGGUCCUCUUCAUUGGUGGUGGUAUUGCCAACUUCACCAACGUCGCCUCCACCUUCAAGGGUGUCAUCCGCGCUCUAAGGGAAGUUUCGCCCCUUCUCAUCGAGCACAACGUCCAGAUCUGGAUCCGUCGUGCCGGUCCCAACUACCAGGAGGGUCUCAAGAACAUCAAGAGCGUCGGCCAGGAGCUCGGCCUCAACAUGCACGUCUACGGCCCCGAGAUGCACGUCUCAGGUAUUGUGCCCCUUGCGCUCGUCCCGGGCAAGACCUCCGAGAUCCCGGAGUUCUCUGGUUAG